AUGUCUUUAGCUUUGGUGAUGAAGAGUCCACCGGAGACCAUGGUUGAAGAGAGAGAAGAGUACAUGAUUUCACCUACGGGAGAAAACCCAUUUCGUAAAAAAGCCUACUUUCUAAAACCCACCUGGUCAUCUUCCAUUGAUGAACCUUCCUUUGAGCUCCCUCGUUGCUUUUCCUCCUCCCUCCCAACCCAUUUUAAAAGUAAGGCAUGGCAUUUGAAGGUUGAGUACUAUGGAUGGCGAUCCAGCACCAGCCAAAAAAAAUGGAAAACUUGGGUUGAUCAAAUGGCUUCAGUGCAUCAUGAAAAAUGGAAGGAGGCUGGUAUAUAUGAAGCCAUCAUUAGUUCAACAUACGAAAUAAGAAAAGUAGCCAACUUGGUUAUUGGGUUUACUGAGAAGUGGUGUUCUGAGACCAAUACUUUCAUUUUUCCAUGGGGUGAAGCAACCAUCACAUUGGAGGAUGUUAUGGUUUUGGGAGGUUUCUCGGCUUUGGGGGCCUCUGUUUUAAGCCCUCUUCAGAGCAAACAAAUGAAAGAAGUCGAAGAGAAACUCAUUGAAGGGCAAAAAGAAAUUUACAGCAGUGGGAAGAGAACGGUUACCGAAAGCUUGUGGCUGAAGAAGUUCAUGAACAGUGGGAAUGAAUUCGAGCACGAAGCAUUUCUUGCCUUUUGGUUGUCGAGCUAG
Prunus armeniaca (apricot) is the source of this 681-nucleotide messenger RNA. Lineage: Eukaryota; Viridiplantae; Streptophyta; Magnoliopsida; Rosales; Rosaceae. The record is from the annotation of a GenBank genome assembly.